Pleuronectes platessa (European plaice) is the source of this 704-nucleotide messenger RNA. It is a transcript of the gene sap18, whose product is annotated as Sin3A-associated protein. The coding region runs from base 122 to 583 and encodes 153 amino acids. Gene Ontology annotation, molecular function: transcription factor binding; transcription corepressor activity. Gene Ontology annotation, cellular component: nucleus. NCBI's taxonomy places the organism in Eukaryota, Metazoa, Chordata, Actinopteri, Pleuronectiformes, Pleuronectidae. Gene Ontology annotation, biological process: negative regulation of DNA-templated transcription. The record is from RefSeq and is a predicted model, not a curated record. The transcript has 4 exons.
AAAACCGGAAACGGAACUCGUCUCUGUAUUAGCGGUGCGUCGCUGUUGGCUGCCGCAGAAGAAACAAGACGUUGCAAGUGAUCGAUACUCGAUCUUCGACCGUGAAUCAGGAACAACAGCGAUGGCUCUGGAGUCGCGGAUCACACAGGAGGAAAUCAAGAAGGAGCCGGAGAAGCCCAUCGACCGGGAGAAGACCUGCCCUCUUCUGCUGCGAGUGUUCACUACCAACAGCGGCCGACACCACAGACCAGAUGAGUUCUCUCGAGGCAACGUUCCCUCCAGUGAACUGCAGAUCUACACCUGGAUGGAUGCGACUCUGAAGGAACUGACCUGCCUGGUGAAGGAAGUGUAUCCAGAGGCCAGGAAGAAGGGAACUCAUUUCAGCUUCGCUAUAGUCUUCCCCGACACCAGAGGGAAACUAUACAAGUUGAAAGACAUCGGCAGUACUCUAUCGGGCAGGAAGGGAGCAGAUGACUCCAUGACACUGCAGUCUCAACACUUCCGGAUCGGGGACUACCUGGACAUCGCUAUCACGCCCCCUAACAGAGCCCCGCCCCUUAACACACGCAUGAGGCCAUUCUAAAACCACACACACGCAAGCAACACACCUAAUUCCCAUCAUUUUAGUUUUCUCUUUCUCAUCGUCUUGACUGAUUUUUGCAUCAUUUUGUAAAUUGUGACGUGUAAUAAAAGUUUUUUCCAAA